Molecule: messenger RNA, 1445 nt
Organism: Carya illinoinensis
Lineage: Eukaryota; Viridiplantae; Streptophyta; Magnoliopsida; Fagales; Juglandaceae
Product: DNA repair protein RAD51 homolog 3
Exons: 10
Coding region: 398-1252 (284 amino acids)
Biological process (GO): DNA repair; reciprocal meiotic recombination; meiotic DNA recombinase assembly
Cellular component (GO): replication fork; Rad51C-XRCC3 complex; Rad51B-Rad51C-Rad51D-XRCC2 complex
Molecular function (GO): ATP binding; ATP-dependent DNA damage sensor activity; crossover junction DNA endonuclease activity
Source: RefSeq, a predicted model, not a curated record
GCAAAAACUCGAACAAAAUAUAUAUAUAAAAAAUUUCAAGCACUGCUGCCUUGGCCUUUACCGCUUCCGGAGUUUCCAAUUUUCCAUUCAGGAAAACAGUCUCUGUCUCGGCGGCCCUUGCAUAGAGUAAUGGAGGUGGGAAGGCUGCCCAUCUCAGCGUCACAGAGAGGCAAACUGAUAUCGGCAGGCUACACCACUCUGUCUUCGCUUUCUUCGCUCUCCCCCUCCGACCUUGCUUUAGUCAUCUUUGCUCUCUUAUAAUGCACCUCGAGAAGUGUUCGAUGUAAUUACUCUCUGAGUUCUUGAUCGAAGAUUCGCUUCAUCGUUCUAGAUCUAAGAAUCUCAGAGAAUGAAGCUGCUGAAAUUUUGAAGGUCGCAUCGCUUGGUAGUAGGUUGGAUGAGCCAGAAGGAGGUCGUGCCAUUGUUAAUGACUGCUUGGGAUAUGCUCCAUGAGGAUGAGAUGUUUCCCCGCAUUACCACAUCUUGUUUGGAUCUAGAUAACGUCCUUGGUGGGGGAAUAAAUUGCAAAGAAGUUACUGAAAUUGGUGGAGUUCCAGGCAUUGGUAAAACACAGCUAGGGAUUCAACUUGCCGUCAAUGUUCAGAUCCCAGUUGAUUAUGGUGGCCUAGGUGCAAAGGCAAUAUAUAUAGAUACAGAAGGCAGCUUUAUGGUGGAACGUGUUUUACAAAUUGCUGAAGCAUGCAUAGAAGACAUGACAGAAUGUAAUGGCCUUUUGCGGAAGGAUUUUCAAGCUGGCCAACUUAAAAUGCACCCCAACAAUAUUUUGGAAAACAUAUUUUACUUCCGUGUCUGCAGUUACACUGAGCAAAUUGCUCUUACAAAUUACUUAGACAAGUUCAUCUCAGAGCAUAAAGAUGUUAAGGUUGUUAUUGUUGAUAGUGUUACUUUCCACUUCCGACAAGAUUUCGAUGACAUGGCCCUCAGGACUAGAUUACUAAGCGGAAUAGCUUUAAAGUUGAUGAAGCUUGCAAAGGAGCAUGGUUUGGCGGUUGUUUUACUGAAUCAGGUGACCACGAAGUAUAUAGAAGGUUCAUUUCAGUUAACUCUAGCAUUGGGUGAUAGCUGGUCACAUUCUUGCACAAAUCGAGUCAUUUUGUAUUGGAAUGGAAACGAAAGAUAUGCAUACAUUGACAAGUCACCCUCCCUCAGAUCAGCAUCAGCACCGUAUUCUGUGACCAGUAAAGGCAUUAGGAAUUCUGCUUCGAACUGUAAGCGAAUCAGAAUGAUGUGACACAGAUUGGUUGAGAUACGAGAUAAAAGACUACCCAUCAUCAGCAUCAAUAUAAGUUUUCUUUAAAUGAUUCUGAACAAAUUAUAGCAGCCAGCAUAUCUAUUUGUUUUGUUAAUGACCUCUUGAAUAACUAAAGGUUGUUUAAGAAGUUAUUCAACCGAAGAGUCGAGUGUUACCCGAAGUUGAACCAAAA